AUGAUGAAGAUGGAGUUCAAGUUUUUGACGUUGUUGAUCCUCAACGUUCCCACUCUAGUGUCGGCAGCUAAUUCCUGUGCUUGUUUGGCACAAGAUCUUAGCUUUACCAUCAACUGUGAUGACACAGCCACCAUGUUGACAGCUCUUAACGAUCUCAAGACCAGUGCAUGUGCUACCGCCUGCACGUCGGAUGAAUGUGUUAAGAACUACUACAUUAUGCAAUCCCAUCAUGAUUACUGUCCCGAGGCUGGGAUCCCACAAGAAAUUGAAGAUGGAUUUCAUGACUUUGAUGACUCUUGUACUCCCUGCAAAAUCCAACGUAAACCUACCGAGGGUGCUCCUCCUUGUCCCACGCCCAAUUGCGAGGAUAACUCGGGCAAUGACGCCUACACCAAGUUGGUCGACAGUGGAUGUGGAACGGACUGUUCUUCCGACAUUUGCCGUGAUGCCUUUUUCACGGUCCGCGCGGCGCAUGAUACCUGUCCACAUGAUACCUUGUCCAGAGCUGCUGAAGAGGGUCUUCACGACCUGGAAAUCCCUUGUGCAAAUCAGAUUUGCAAUCCUGGAGAGGAAGAUCAAAUCACCUGCAAGGAAGAGGACGAGCAUGAACUUGAAGAUCACGGCGAGGAGGAAACAACAUCCGAAGAAACCCCUGCCAGUGGCGCUUUCCGUCCCGUUACUGCUGGAGCUGGCUUGAUGGGUUUCAUUAUGAUGUGGGCUUAG
Molecule: messenger RNA, 723 nt
Organism: Seminavis robusta
Lineage: Eukaryota; Bacillariophyta; Bacillariophyceae; Naviculales; Naviculaceae
Source: the annotation of a GenBank genome assembly